Molecule: messenger RNA, 4083 nt
Organism: Lottia gigantea (owl limpet)
Lineage: Eukaryota; Metazoa; Mollusca; Gastropoda; Lottiidae
Exons: 21
Coding region: 1-4083 (1360 amino acids)
Biological process (GO): homophilic cell-cell adhesion
Cellular component (GO): plasma membrane; catenin complex
Molecular function (GO): calcium ion binding; cadherin binding
Source: RefSeq, a predicted model, not a curated record
AUGUCAAACGAUUUUCAGAUAAAUGUUCAAGACCAUGGAGGAUUAAAUGCAAGUAAAAUAUUAUCAAUAACAGUGUUGGAUAAGAACGAUGAAGCGCCACAAUUUGUACCAGCACACUACAGAUUCAAUAUCAGUGAAGACUCUGGACCAUCUACUAGUGUUGGACUGGUAUCAGCCUUUGAUAAAGAUAAUGAUGGAAAUUCUAGUGUUAGAUAUAUCUUAGAUGUCAAUGGUGAUGGGAGAUUCUUUAUUGAUGGUUUAACAGGUGUUAUUCGAGUUGCCGGUGGAUUAGAUAGAGAGAUAGAAGACAAGUAUGUUUUAAAAGUUGUAGCUGAGGACCAGUCUGGUUACACCGGUUCAGCUUCCGUGGUUAUUUCUAUAGAAGAUGCUAAUGACGAACCUCCCAAAUUUACACAUGAUGUUUAUAACUUUACAGUACCAGAAAAUAUAGACAAUAUUACCAUAGGAGCUGUAGAGGCAACUGACAGGGAUAUUGGUUUUAAUGGACAAUUAACAUUUUCUGUCACUGAUCCAGUGUUUUCCAUUGACCAAAAUGGUAGUAUAACGCUGAACAAAAUGUUUGACAGAGAAAAUAUGACAGAAUAUAAGCUGAUUGUAACAGUACAUGAUGGUGGUAGAAAGAGACAGCUCACAGCAACAACUACAAUAGUUAUAUCUAUUACUGAUGUUAAUGACAAUGACCCUGUCUUCUGCUUAGAACAUACUUGUCCAAUACAUACUUAUAAUACCACAAUUGUAAAUGAAUUACCAACAGGAUCAUUUGUAUUUUUGGUUGCCACUAAGGAUCAAGAUUUUGAUAGUAAUGGAACGGUCAGUUAUCAGUUAAUUGGGGAAACGUCAGUAUUGUUUAACAUUGGACCCACCAAUGGUUUGAUUACCACAAAAGGAUUUGAUUUGAAUGAUUUAGAAGCCCGUCGUUUUCUAUCAAAUAAUGAAACUAGCACACCUACUAUAAGGCUAGAGAUUGUGGCAGUAGAUGGAGGAGGUAGAAAUCAAUCCGCCUACCUGGAGAUAUCUAUAUUAGUUAUUGAAGCUGAAGUUUUGAAAUUUAACAAAACAAGUUCUAAAUUUAUGAUUCAUGAAAAUAAACCCAAAGGUAUAAUUUACGAAGUUUUUGAUAAUGAAAACUUUUUACAAAAAGCGGAAUGCUAUUACAAUGUACAUUAUAUAGGUACCUCUGUUGGUAGUGUGAGUGCUUAUCUGGGUAAUGUAACAGGCGUGAAGUUAACCUACUCCGUUCUUGAAGAUGAUGCAAUUUUCUUUUCGGUCGAAAGAACAUCCGGAAUCAUCAAGACAAAGGCGGUCUUAAAUAGGGAACUAAAUGAUAAGUAUCUGUUUGUUAUUCAAGUAAUAGAUGACAGGAAUCCACAACAGACAGCUUUUACUCAAGUCCAUGUGACAGUUGUGGAUGAAAAUGAUUCUACACCUAAAUUUGACCAGUCAUCGUACAGUCAAUCUAUAGUUGAAAACAUCAGUAACGUUACAGUUAUAUCUGUUACUGCUAGAGAUUUAGAUAGUGGAAGGAAUGGUGAUGUUAUAUACUCUAUAGUUCAAGGCAAUCAGGAUGAUAUGUUUCAAAUUGAUGAAAUAACUGGUGAUUUAAACCUUAUGAAGCCGGCUGAUAGAGAAGAGGAAGAUGAAUUUAAUAUUAUUAUCAUGGCUAGUGAUUUAGGGUCGAUAUCUCUGAACUCUACCGUUGACGUUACCAUACUAAUAGAAGAUGAAAAUGAUAAUGCUCCUGUUAUAAGUAUAGAGAAAACUGUUAUUUAUGUUAGAGAGAGCAAGAGACAGGUCACUCAGAUCAUUCAAAUUAAUGCCACAGAUGCUGAUUCUAAUUUGAAUGGUGAAGUAUUAUAUUCCAUAUCAACGGGAGAUAAGAACGUCUUUCAAAUUAACCCUAUCAAUGGAUGGGUGUCGACAAUGAGAUCGUUAUUAACAAAAGACGAGACAGAAUAUAAACUAACAAUACUGGCAUAUGAUCUUGGUCAACUACCAUUGAAUUCCUCGAUUGAUCUCAUCAUAAGGAUAAUAAAUAGCACAACACCACAGUUCUCAAGAGAUACAUAUUCAAUUGAUGGCUAUGUGGGUAUGAAAUCUGGAACAGUUCUCAAUCUCAAUUUAACAGCUGGCACAGGACAUUAUGAUUACCACAUUGUUAAAGGCAAUAUAGAUAAGAUGUUUAGUAUUAAUUCUACGACCGGUCAGAUAUCGCUAGUUAAAGAUGUCAAGGAUCAAAGUGUAUAUUCCCUGCAAGUUGAAGCUGUUGAUUUAGCUGAUAAAGAAAGUAAAGACACUGUCAAUGUGAUAAUUUCUGUGCGUCAACCAAAUGUAAAGUUUGAUGAAAUUGAGUAUAAAGUCAACGUCAAAGAGAAUCUACCAAAAGACUUUCUAGUCAUUGAUUUAAAUACAACAGUAGAGUUUGAAGGCAUUGGUGUAUUGUAUAGAUUAGAAGGAGAUGAUGACCAUUUUACAAUAGAUAAAGAUAAUGGGUCUAUAUUUACUAAUACAUCAUUAGACAGAGAAAUUACCUCACAAUAUAUACUAAUAGUCAGGGUUACUAGUCUUAUAGGAUCAUCAAGACGUAGAAGAGAGGCCAAAUCUGAUACAACUCGUAUUAUAAUCAGAGUAGAUGAUGAAAAUGACAAUCCACCAUAUUUCCCUUACCAAUCAUCAACCUUAGAACUUAGUAUACCACAAGCAGCAAAACAAAACUACCAUCUUACAACACUAAAGGCCAAUGAUCCAGAUGAUGGAGAUGAUUUUAAUAUUGAAUACAGAAUAACCACUGGUGAUGAUCAGAUAUUUAAUAUUGAUAAACAAAGUGGGAAACUAACAUCUUUAGUUGAUAUGACAGAUAUUGAUAAAGAUCAGUUUAAUUUAGUGAUUCAAUCGAUAGAUACCAAUUCAUCAUUGUCUUCAAAUAUAUCACUUAAGAUAUAUGUCGUACCUAAUGGUGAUAGAUAUAUUUUAACGGGAAAUAUCACAUUACCAGUAUUCGUUAAUUAUCAAGAAAUGUUUUUAAAGAACCUUAGUGCUAUUCUCAAUAUGACAGUAGAGUUAGAUAAUGUUCAACCCCAUGCUAAAAUAGAAGAUGGAAAGAAAGUUAUUGAUAACGACAGAACUGAUGUGUACAUCAAAGCUUCUUAUAGGCCUGAAAAUGAAAAACUAGUUCCAUGGCAUGUUAUUCAAAGGGAAGUUCGGCGUAAAAAGAAAGCAAUAGAAGAACUAUUCAGUAAAGGCCAAUCCUUCGUAACAGAUGCUACACCAAUCAAAAUCACCAACGAUGAGGGGUCAAUAGGUAUUCCGGAAAUGACAUUGUUGGGGCUAGCAUGCGCCAUAUUUGUUGGAUCAGUCAUAUCUAUAGUAAUAGUAAUUAGAUCAUGGACAGUACAUUUACUAACGAGCUUUCAUUUUAUAAGACAAGAAGCCAAACAAAAUAAGAUACAGAUGGCGUUGAUGGCACGACAGAAAAUCAGUAGAGAAACAACAUUUUCUGAUACCAUUUGUGAUUCAGAUUCUGCUGUUAUGGAACUGAAUCAAAAUGAAUUAAAGAAAAGGGUAUCAUUUAGAUUAUUCCAAGACAUCGAAUCUCUGAAUUCAGAACCAGUGCCUGAACCAGAGUUGGUACUUACUGUGACAGAGGAGCAGGAGAAAACUCUUGAGUUUGGUAACGAAACCUCGGAUGGUGAUACAGUGAGGCUGCGAAAUAUUAUUCUAGCUAAAACUGUCAUGGAUGUAGCUAGAGAAAUACACUUAGCUAACCAAAACCGAGGAACUGAUUCAGCAAUGAGCAGUUCCAAGCCUGGCGAAGACGAUUGCGGGCAAAAAAAGGUAGUUUCUGAAAAUGAUUAUUGUAAACCCAUAUCGAACGUUAAUCAAGCGUUUAUUGAAGAUCAAACACAAACCAAGGUUGCUUCAACUGAUAAUGAUCAUACCCAAAAAAAUUCAACAGGAAGUAUCAAUACUAGUAAAUAUACUAGCGAGUCAUUGUAUGAGACUAUUAAGGAUGUUGAAGAUAAUAAAUAUGAAUUAGCUGAGGAAAGUGAAGACACAGACUUAUAA